AUGGACUCAGCUGGCCCUUAUAUGCUAGGGGAUUUAACAGAACGUGACUCUUGGCUUCUCUUUCAAAAGAUAGCAUUUACGCAGUGGCAAGAGCCGGGUGUUGAAGCGAUAGGGGAGGAGAUUGCGAAAAUGUGUAUGAAUGUGCCACUUGUUAUACGCAGUAUAGGAGGCCUCUUAGCGGGUAAACAAACACUUCAGGAAUGGAAGACCUUCAGAGAUGAUCAACUUAAACAUUUCUCCUCCUAUGGGCGUGAUGUCAUACAGACACUUAAACUUAGCUUCGAUCAGCUGGAUGCAAGGCAAAAACUUUGUGUUGCUUAUUGUUCCUUGUUCCCAAAGGGUUUUGUAUAUGAUGAAGAUCAGAUGGUUCGUCUCUGGAUCUCCUUAGGAUAUGUUGUGCCUCAGUAUAGAAGCCAAAGCUUGGAGGAAGCAGCUAGCGCAUACAUGCUCAACCUGGUAAACUGUGGCUUUUUCAAGAUAGAACAAACCUAUGACUUUGGCACUGGAGUCCGUUUGACAAUGCAUAACAUGAUGCACGAUCUCGUGCUCUCUGUUUCUGGGUUCAGGUAUAAGAUGGCAGAUUCAGACACACGUGAAUUUGAUGAACAAGUUCGUCAUCUGUCUUUUGGUGGUACAAUAUCAGAAUCUUGGGUAGUCCCUUCCUCUCUAUUCAGAACUGAACAUCUGCAAUCAUUCCUCUUAGUAGUGUCUAGGCACUGUAAAUUGACACUAAAGAAUUUGUCAAUCAAUGAUAGAUCAAUUUUGAGACUUAAAUCUUUGAGGGUAUUGGACCUGCAUAGGCUGGGGUUAAAGAUCGUGCCAAGAUCUCUUGGUGAGCUACAGUGCUUGCGUUAUCUCAAUUUGUCAUACAAUCCUAUGGUUAAACUCCCCAAUUCAAUCACAAGGCUCGUGAAUUUGUUGUCACUUGAUUUGUUUGGCUGCUACAAACUUGAAGAGUUACCAAAGGACAUGAGUAGGUUGGUAAGGUUGAGACAUCUCACAGUUGGAUACUGUAAUGCAUUGAGUCAUAUGCCCAAGGGGUUGGGGAACUUGACAGAUCUUCGAACACUCGACAUGUUCAUACAAGGAGAGCAGAAUUCGGAGAACGGAUCAAAGGCCGACUGUGUAGGAGGGUUAGCAGAGCUAAAUAGCCUAAAAAAUCUAAUGGGAAAGUUAACAUUACGGAUCUUUGGGAGGUCAAUGGAUACAGUUUCAGAAGCUAAGGCAGCAAACUUGAAGAGCAAAGAUAAGCUUUUAGGCUUGAAUUUAGAGUUCAUUGAUGGUAGCCUAAAACAUGAUGAGAUAGUUAUAGAAGACCUCCAACCCAAUUCUAAUUUAAAAGAACUGUUGAUAUAUGGUUAUGCAGGAGAGAGGUUACCAAGCUGGAUGUUGGAUCGCCUUCACUUUUGGCUUCCGAAUCUUGUUAGCAUUUGGAUACUCCAGUGCGAAGGCUGCAGAUACCUUUGCUCCUUUGGGAGGCUUCCUCAUCUUAAAAAUCUGAAUCUUUUAGAUUUAGACAAUGUAGAGUAUAUUGAGAAUUGUUCUGGGAGCAAUGAAAGUAGUAACGACAUCUUGCAUAAGCACCAUGCUCCCUUAUUUCCAUCACUCGAGAAUCUCUGGCUUCGGAACAUGCCUAAAUUAAAGGGAUGGAAGAGAAUUAUUUCAAAUAGUGAAGCAGAUUCAAGACAACCCACCCAGAAUAAUCUCCUUGAGCGAAAACUGGCAUUCCCCAGAUUGAAGCAUAUGCAGGUCGACAAAAUAAAGUGGGUAUUAUUAAUCACAGGGGAGUUUAGAGGUUUUACCUUGGAACAGCUAACAGUAAGCAGAUGUGAAGACCUCAAUGCCAUACCAGAGUGGACAACCAACCUUUCCAGCUUGAAGAUGCUUACACUUGAAAAUUGCUCUAAGAAGCUACAGGAGAGGUACUUGAAGCCAACAGGCGAAGACUGGCCCAAAAUCCAGCAUAUCCCUACUAUAAGCAUUUUCGGGUCUGGGGGUCCAUGUUUACAGCGUGAGUAUGAAAAGGCGGGUUGA
Molecule: messenger RNA, 2034 nt
Organism: Chenopodium quinoa (quinoa)
Lineage: Eukaryota; Viridiplantae; Streptophyta; Magnoliopsida; Caryophyllales; Amaranthaceae
Product: disease resistance protein RGA2-like
Exons: 1
Coding region: 1-2034 (677 amino acids)
Biological process (GO): defense response to other organism
Molecular function (GO): ADP binding
Source: RefSeq, a predicted model, not a curated record